This is a messenger RNA of Dipodomys ordii (Ord's kangaroo rat), 3814 nucleotides long. It is a transcript of the gene Pfkfb3, whose product is annotated as 6-phosphofructo-2-kinase/fructose-2,6-biphosphatase 3. The record is from RefSeq and is a predicted model, not a curated record. The transcript has 16 exons. Gene Ontology annotation, biological process: fructose 2,6-bisphosphate metabolic process; fructose metabolic process. The coding region runs from base 299 to 1843 and encodes 514 amino acids. Gene Ontology annotation, molecular function: 6-phosphofructo-2-kinase activity; ATP binding; fructose-2,6-bisphosphate 2-phosphatase activity. Lineage: Eukaryota; Metazoa; Chordata; Mammalia; Rodentia; Heteromyidae. Gene Ontology annotation, cellular component: cytosol.
ACGAGUGGCGGUGCCGGGCGGCGGUGAGCGCGGCUGUCACGGUGCCCCAGCAUCCCCGGGCUUCCCAGAGCCGAUCCUCCCCUUCCCCCGACCCGCCCGCCGGCGGCCCCAACCCCGCGCCCCCCUCGCCGAACCUCGCGCGCCCGCCCGCCCGCGUCCCGGACUUCGCACAAAGCACGUUCCCCACGCAGAGCCCCGGCCGCCCUCAGUCUUUUGUUCCGCGGGGGCUGCCGCUGCCCUUCCCGCGUCGGAGUCUUCCUCCCGGGGUGGCGGGGCCCCGCCGGGCGCAGUCGCGAAGAUGCCCUUGGAGCUAACCCAGAGCCGGGUGCAGAAGAUCUGGGUGCCCGUGGACCAUCGGCCCUCGUUGCCCAGAUCCUGUGGGCCAAAGCUGACCAACUCACCCACGGUGAUUGUCAUGGUGGGCCUUCCUGCCCGGGGUAAGACUUACAUCUCCAAGAAGUUGACUCGCUACCUCAACUGGAUCGGAGUCCCAACGAAAGUGUUUAACGUGGGAGAGUACCGGCGUGAGGCUGUGAAGCAGUACAGCUCCUAUAACUUCUUCCGCCCCGACAAUGAAGAAGCCAUGAGAGUCCGAAAGCAGUGUGCCUUAGCUGCCCUGAGAGAUGUCAAGAGUUACCUGACGAAGGAAGGGGGACAGAUUGCAGUUUUUGACGCUACUAAUACCACGAGAGAGAGAAGGCACAUGAUCCUGCAUUUUGCCAAAGAGAAUGACUUCAAGGCAUUUUUCAUUGAAUCCGUGUGUGACGACCCUACAGUGGUUGCUUCCAACAUCAUGGAAGUUAAAAUCUCCAGCCCGGAUUACAAAGACUGCAAUUCGGCAGAAGCCAUGGACGACUUCAUGAAGAGAAUCAAUUGCUAUGAAGCCAGCUACCAGCCCCUUGACCCUGAUAAAUGUGACAGGGACCUGUCGCUGAUCAAAGUGAUAGACGUUGGCCGCAGAUUCCUGGUGAACAGAGUUCAGGACCACAUCCAGAGCCGCAUUGUGUACUACCUGAUGAACAUCCACGUGCAGCCCCGCACCAUCUACCUGUGUCGGCACGGCGAGAACGAGUUCAACCUCCAGGGCAAGAUCGGGGGUGACUCAGGCCUGUCCAGCAGAGGCAAGAAGUUUGCCAGUGCCCUGAGCAAGUUUGUGGAGGAGCAGAACCUGAAGGACCUCCGUGUGUGGACCAGCCAGCUGAAGAGCACCAUCCAGACAGCCGAGGCACUGCGACUCCCCUACGAGCAGUGGAAGGCGCUCAACGAGAUCGACGCUGGCGUGUGUGAGGAGCUGACCUACGAGGAGAUCAGAGACACCUAUCCUGAGGAGUAUGCGCUGCGCGAGCAAGACAAGUACUACUACCGCUACCCCACGGGCGAGUCCUACCAGGACCUGGUCCAGCGCCUGGAGCCCGUGAUCAUGGAGCUGGAGCGCCAGGAGAAUGUGCUAGUCAUCUGCCACCAGGCUGUCCUGCGCUGCCUGCUAGCCUACUUCCUGGAUAAGAGUGCAGAAGAGAUGCCCUACCUGAAAUGUCCUCUUCACACCGUCCUGAAACUGACACCUGUUGCUUACGGUUGCCGUGUGGAAUCCAUUUACCUGAAUGUGGAGUCCGUGAGCACACACCGAGAGAGGUCAGAGGAUGCAAAGAAGGGACCUAACCCGCUCAUGAGACGCAAUAGUGUCACCCCACUAGCCAGUCCCGAACCCACCAAAAAACCUCGCAUCAACAGCUUUGAGGAGCAUGUGGCUUCCACUUCUGCUGCCCUGCCCAGCUGCCUGCCCCCGGAGGUGCCCACGCAGCUGCCCGGACAACCUUUGCUAGGGAAAGCCUGUCUAACAUGAAAAGCAAUGGAGCUUCCAGUAAACCCUGAAGACGAUGCAUCAGUUCCAUUCCAUUUCCAUUUCUGCUGCUUGGCUUCUGCCCUCCUGUCUACCUGAGACCAAAUGAUGCCAAGGACUUUUCUGGACUGGGGUGAGGUAGGGGAGCAGGAGAGUCUGCUGCACCCCCUCUUGCCCCCCACCAGCAGUGACUAUGGAGACACCGGAAGGCCAUGGGGUCCCCGCUUCCUGUGGCAAGUGGCAGACCUCCUCGUCUUCUGCUCUCUUGGGGCUUCCAGGGAUAUCUGGCCUUCAGCUACCUCCCAUGAGGCUUGGGGGGGGGAGGGUAGAUGACAGAAGGCCUGGAGAAGGGACACAGAGUGCCACUGUGCAGUUUUGUUUUAUUUCUGUGAUUCUGGCCUGACAUGGUGAUAGCCAGGGCCACCAGGUUGGCAAUCUUGGAACUGAAUAAGGGCUGGGUUUUAGUGGUCGAAGGCUAGGAGAUGUCGGGAAGCCUUUACCUAGCUAUUUUUAUGCAUUGUGGGACUGGGGAAAUGUCCCUGGAGAAGAAGAGACUUGGGGACUUCUGUCUGAGAGAGAUCCCUCGGGAAAGCUGAGACCUGCUCGUCAACUGAGCAGUACAUGCCCAGCUCUCACACGUUUUUUGCAGCCCUGAGUUAAGGACAGACCGGCUACCUGAGUGGAAGGAAGAACUGUGGAUGUGAUCAUUGGGGUCUCCUUUCCCAGGGAGCUCUAGGGGUCCCUGGGUUUUCCUACCUGGAUCUGGAAGCACCUGAGCCAAUUGUUCUCCUGGAGCUGUUCGCAUUGCACUUUUUUCUUUUCUUUCUUUUUAAUUAUUAUUAUUAGUGUGUGUGUGUGUGUGUGUGUGAAGUGAAAGUCACACCUUGACUUGGAACUUGGAUGCUAGAAUAUGAGAAGCUGAGCAAGCCCCAGAGUGGGAUGAAGCCGGAACCUUCCAAUCAUCACAAGACUUAACUGUGUGAGAAGACACAGAGAAGACCUGAUCUCCUCUCAUGUUUCUCAGAAGGGAGGGGAUGGUCCAAGUUAGGCCUCCCUCCGGGGACACAUUCUCUGCGGGCUGCCCCCGUGCUUCUGUCAAGUGUCCGCUGUGUGUCUAGCACCGUGGUGGGGUGCUCAGGAGUGUAGAGCACCUUUUCCUUGCUGUCCUGGUGUUGUAACAUGCGGAGCAGGGGUUGAAAGUAUGGCCUGUGGGACAGGUGGGUGGAAACACCCAUGGCUUCUGCUCACCAGUGCCUCCUCCUUUGUCAUUUCAAAUUCCAGGGCGGUGGAGGUGGCGGGGUGGAAUGUCAGAAAUUUAGGGAAAGAAAAAAAUUGAAAACUCAGCAAUACAGUUUUCCCAAAUGACCCUUUUAAGGAUAUCUCAUGUGGUGCCAAAAGUCACUUUAUGCCUUCUGCUUGUGAGGUCUGGCAUCCUGGGGUGAGGGUUGGAGUAGGGGUACAGACACAUGACGCUUGCAGUGGAGAGAUGAGUUAUUUUAUUUGUGCUGGUCCCUGGGCUUGAACUCAGGGCCUGGGCACUGUCCUUUAGCUUUUCUACUUAAGGCUGAACCUCUGAGCUGCAGCCUACUUCUGGCUAUUGUGGUUAUCUGGAGAUAAGAAUCUCAUGGGCUUCCCUGCCUAGGCUGGCUUCAAACUACAGUCCUCAGAUCUGAGCCUCUUGGGUAGCUAGGGUUACAGGUAUGAGCCACCAGCAUCUGGCUCUGUGUUUUGAAGGAGUUUAAGAAUAUACAUUUCUCUAGAUGGGGCUAGAUGGGGCACAGAAAUAUUCUUCAGAUACCCUGCAAUAAAGGUUGUAUGUUUUCCACACUAAACAUUCAAAUUCUCCCCACUAGCCCCACCCCUCUUUGAAUGGACAGUCCAGUGAGUCCUGGCAGACUGCUGAGUGUGCACAUGCACGUGAAAUGUGCGGCUGGCUGUAUUCUGAGAUCAGAGGCACUGGUAGUCUGUGUGUGU